Molecule: messenger RNA, 9900 nt
Organism: Monodelphis domestica (gray short-tailed opossum)
Lineage: Eukaryota; Metazoa; Chordata; Mammalia; Didelphimorphia; Didelphidae
Gene: DOCK3
Product: dedicator of cytokinesis 3
Biological process (GO): small GTPase-mediated signal transduction
Cellular component (GO): plasma membrane; cytoplasm
Molecular function (GO): GTPase activator activity; guanyl-nucleotide exchange factor activity; small GTPase binding
Source: RefSeq, a predicted model, not a curated record
GGGUAGGGGAGCGCAUGCGCAGGAUCCUGGCGAGCGAGGGAGCCGCGGCGCUAGGAGGGGAGAGCAGAGGAGAGAGAAGAGAGAAGAGAGAAGGGAGAAGGAGGAGUGGGAGCUAGAGCGGGAGCAGCAGCUGCCUGCCGAGAGGUAGAGAGUCCUUCUCCUGAGCGGACCGGGAGCUGCGGAGCUGCUUUAGAGGGAGGGGGAGACAGCCCGGGGGUGGGCCGGGAAACCCCUCCCUCCGGAGCCCGCGGAGGUGCCUUCCACCCCCUCCCCAUCCUGCCCCAUCCGGAACGGCCUCGGCUUCUGUCCGGCAUGAGCUGCUGACUGUCCGCCUUCCCGCUCGCCGCCCCCGGUGGGCUCCGAGUGCGCCACCGCCGCCGGGGCGCCGAAGCCCGGAGCCCAGCCCGGAGCCAGCCGGGCUGCCAGCCGCCCCCGGAGCCGCGGCAGCGGCAGCAGCAGCAACAUCAGCAUCAGCAUCAGCAUCAGCGGCAGCGGCAGCGGCGGCAGCCCCGACCCGGCAGCCGCCCCCGCGCCCAGAGAAACUGUUGAUAGGCGCUGAGCCCGCAGGGGAAGCUGCUCCUCCGGCCUGGCCAUGUGGACCCCCACCGAGGAGGAGAAAUACGGCGUAGUGAUAUGCAGCUUUCGUGGAUCUGUACCCCAAGGCUUAGUCCUGGAAAUAGGAGAAACUGUUCAGAUUCUGGAAAAAUGUGAAGGUUGGUAUAGAGGAGUUUCAACAAAGAAACCUAAUGUAAAGGGGAUCUUUCCUGCAAACUACAUUCAUUUGAAAAAGGCAAUUGUCAGCAACAGAGGGCAGUAUGAAACUGUGGUACCAUUGGAAGAUUCUAUUGUGACAGAGGUCACAGCAACACUACAAGAGUGGGCUAGUCUCUGGAAGCAACUCUAUGUGAAACACAAAGUAGAUCUUUUCUACAAAUUACGUCACGUAAUGAAUGAACUUAUUGACCUUCGGAGGCAGCUACUCUCGGGUCACCUUACUCAGGAUCAGGUGCGAGAAGUCAAGAGACAUAUCACAGUACGCCUGGACUGGGGGAAUGAGCAUUUGGGCCUGGACCUAGUUCCUCGAAAGGACUUUGAAGUGGUGGAUUCUGACCAGAUUAGUGUCUCUGAUCUCUAUAAAAUGCACUUAUCUAGCCGGCACAGCGUACAGCAAAGUACAUCCCAGGUGGAUACCAUCCGUCCACGUCAUGGAGAAGCCUGCCGGAUACCAGUGCCACAUCAUUUUUUCCUCAGUCUAAAAAGUUUCACUUAUAAUACCAUUGGAGAAGAUACAGAUGUCUUUUUUUCCUUGUAUGACAUGAGAGAAGGCAAGCAGAUCAGUGAGCGGUUUCUGGUGAGACUGAACAAGAAUGGUGGGCCAAGGAACCCAGAGAAGAUAGAUCGAAUGUGUGCCCUUUUUACAGAUCUGAGCAGCAAAGAUAUGAAGAGAGAUUUAUACAUAGUAGCCCAUGUGAUCCGAAUAGGUCGUAUGUUGCUGAACGAUUCUAAGAAAGGUCCUGCCCACUUACACUACCGGCGCCCUUAUGGCUGUGCUGUCUUAAGCAUCGUGGAUGUUCUUCAGUCACUUUCUGAAUUAAAGGAAGAAAAGGAUUUUGUUCUUAAAGUUUACACAUGCAACAAUGAAAAUGAAUGGUACCAGGUCCAUGAAAAUAUCAUCCGAAAGUCUAGCACGAAGUACACUGCUCCCAGCUCCAACUACGGUCUUAUAAUUUCUUUGCAGCUUCUUCGUGGGGACAUGGACCAGAUUCGGAGGGAAAACCCUAUGAUCUUUAACAGGGGCUUGGCAGUUACCAGGAAAUUGGGUUUCCCUGAUGUCAUCAUGCCAGGCGAUAUCCGAAAUGAUCUUUACCUAACCCUGGAAAAGGGAGAUUUUGAGAGGGGGGGAAAGAGCGUGCAAAAGAAUAUCGAAGUGACCAUGUACGUUCUCUAUGCAGAUGGAGAAAUUUUAAAGGACUGCAUCAGCCUUGGCUCCGGAGAGCCCAGCAGGAGUUCUUACCAUUCUUUUGUCCUCUACCAUAGUAACAGCCCUCGAUGGGGGGAAAUCAUCAAAUUACCCAUCCCUAUAGAUAGGUUCCGUGGCUCCCAUCUGCGAUUUGAGUUCAGACAUUGUUCGACAAAAGACAAAGGAGAAAAGAAACUGUUUGGCUUUGCAUUUACUCCUCUGAUGCGAGAUGAUGGCACCACCCUCUCCGAUGAUAUCCACGAACUCUAUGUCUAUAAGUGUGAUGAGAAUAGUACAUUUAAUAACCACGCACUCUACCUGGGUCUCCCAUGCUGCAAAGAAGACUACAAUGGCUGUCCCAAUAUUCCUUCCAGUCUCAUCUUCCAACGCAGCACCAAAGAGACCUUCUCUAUCUCCACACAGCUCUCAUCCACCAAACUUACUCAGAAUGUGGACCUCCUUGCUUUGCUGAAGUGGAAGGCUUAUCCAGACCGGAUCAUGGAUAUUCUGGGGCGCCUCCGGCAUGUCAGUGGGGAAGAAAUCGUUAAGUUUCUGCAAGAUAUCUUAGACACACUGUUUGUGAUUUUGGAUGAUAAUACUGAAAAAUAUGGACUUUUGGUCUUUCAAUCCCUGGUAUUCAUCAUUAAUCUGCUCCGAGACAGCAAGUAUUUCCAUUUUCGACCUGUGAUGGACACCUACAUUCAGAAGCACUUUGCUGGAGCAUUGGCAUAUAAAGAACUGAUCCGUUGUUUAAAAUGGUACAUGGACCGCUCGGCAGAACUUGUUCGACAGGACCAUAUUCAAGAGGCCAUGAGGGCUUUGGAAUACCUUUUCAAGUUCAUUGUCCAGUCUCGGAUACUCUACUCCAGAGCUACAUGUGGAAUGGAGGAGGAACAAUUCCGAUCCAGCAUUCAAGAACUUUUCCAAUCCAUCCGAUUUGUCCUGAGCUUGGACAGCCGAAGCUCUGAAACACUCCUUUUCACCCAGGCUGCUCUGCUGAACUCCUUCCCUGCCAUCUUUGACGAACUGCUCCAGAUGUUCACUGUCCAAGAGGUUGCAGAGUUUGUGAGAGGGACUCUGGGGAGCAUGCCCAGUACAGUGCACAUUGGACAAUCCAUGGACGUGGUGAAGCUUCAGUCUAUUGCCCGCACAGUCGAUAGCCGCCUGUUUUCCUUUUCUGAAUCCAGACGCAUCCUUCUCCCUGUGGUUCUUCACCAUAUCCACUUACAUCUAAGGCAACAAAAGGAGCUGCUGAUCUGCUCCGGGAUCCUCAGCAGCAUUUUCUCCAUCAUCAAGACCAGCUCGUUGGAAGCAGAUGUAGUGGAGGAGGUUGAAAUGAUGGUGGAGAGCCUUUUGGAUGUGCUCUUACAGACUCUGCUCACUAUCAUGAGUAAAUCACAGUCUCAGGAGGCGGUAAGAGGGCAGCGGUGCCCGCAGUGCACAGCCGAAAUCACUGGAGAAUAUGUAUCCUGCCUCCUCUCUCUUCUCCGUCAGAUGUCAGACACACAUUUCCAACAUUUAUUGGACAACUUUCAGAGCAAGGAUGAGCUCAAGGAGUUCCUGCUUAAGAUAUUCUGUGUAUUCCGGAACCUGAUGAAGAUGAGCGUCUUUCCUCGGGACUGGAUGGUGAUGAGGCUGCUCACAAGCAAUAUCAUCGUCACCACUGUCCAGUACCUGUCUUCUGCGCUCCACAAGAAUUUCACAGACACAGACUUUGAUUUUAAGGUGUGGAAUUCCUAUUUUAGCCUGGCAGUCCUGUUCAUAAAUCAACCAAGCCUCCAGCUAGAAAUUGUCACUCCCGCCAAGAGGAAGAAGAUUCUAGACAAAUACGGUGACAUGCGUGUGAUGAUGGCUUACGAACUGUUCAGCAUGUGGCAGAACCUGGGUGAACACAAAAUUCACUUUAUUCCGGGAAUGAUCGGUCCUUUUCUGGGUGUUACACUAGUCCCCCAGCCAGAGGUUCGUAAUAUCAUGAUCCCCAUAUUUCAUGAUAUGAUGGACUGGGAGCAGAGGAAAAAUGGCAACUUCAAACAGGUGGAAGCUGAGCUAAUCGAUAAGCUGGAUAGCUUGGUCUCAGAAGGGAAAGGAGAUGAGAACUACAGGGAGCUCUUCAGCCUACUAACUCAGCUGUUUGGGCCCUACCCAAGUCUACUAGAGAAAAUUGAACAGGAAACAUGGAGAGAAACAGGCAUUUCGUUUGUGACUUCUGUCACUCGUCUCAUGGAGCGGCUCCUUGACUACAGGGACUGCAUGAAAGGAGAUGAAACUGAGAAUAAAAAGAUUGGCUGCACAGUUAAUUUGAUGAACUUUUACAAAUCUGAAAUCAAUAAAGAGGAAAUGUACAUCCGAUACAUCCAUAAGCUAUGUGACAUGCAUUUACAGGCUGAAAACUAUACUGAGGCUGCAUUUACUCUGCUUCUGUACUGUGAAUUGCUUCAGUGGGAAGAUCGGCCACUUCGGGAAUUCCUCCACUACCCAUCACAAACUGAAUGGCAGCGAAAAGAGGGCUUGUGCCGAAAGAUCAUUCACUAUUUCAACAAAGGGAAGAGCUGGGAAUUUGGGAUUCCACUGUGCCGGGAGCUUGCCUGCCAGUAUGAAAGUCUCUACGAUUACCAAAGCCUAAGUUGGAUCCGGAAAAUGGAAGCCACCUACUAUGACAACAUCAUGGAGCAGCAACGUCUGGAGCCUGAAUUCUUCAGAGUUGGUUUCUAUGGAAGGAAGUUCCCUUUCUUCCUCCGGAAUAAGGAAUAUGUCUGUCGGGGCCAUGACUACGAAAGGCUAGAAGCUUUUCAACAAAGGAUGCUGAGCGAGUUCCCGCAAGCGAUUGCCAUGCAGCACCCCAACCACCCAGAUGACUCCAUCUUGCAGUGUGAUGCCCAGUAUUUGCAGAUCUAUGCAGUGACACCAAUUCCAGAUUAUGUGGAUGUCCUUCAGAUGGAUCGUGUUCCGGAUCGAAUCAAAAGCUUUUAUCGUGUCAACAAUGUUAAGAAGUUCCGAUAUGACAGACCUUUCCAUAAAGGUCCAAAGGACAAGGACAAUGAAUUCAAGAGUCUGUGGAUUGAGCGAACUACCCUAACCUUGACCCACAGUUUACCUGGAAUUUCUCGAUGGUUUGAAGUGGAGAGAAGAGAGCUGGUUGAAGUGAGCCCUUUGGAAAAUGCAAUCCAGGUUGUUGAGAACAAAAACCAGGAGCUUCGGACACUGAUCAGCCAGUAUCAACACAAACAAAUGCAUGGCAAUAUUAACCUGCUCAGCAUGUGCCUGAAUGGAGUCAUAGAUGCUGCUGUUAAUGGUGGCAUUGCUCGGUACCAGGAGGCUUUCUUCGAUAAAGAUUAUAUUACUAAGCACCCAGGGGAUGCAGAGAAAAUCACACAACUGAAGGAGCUCAUGCAGGAGCAGGUCCACGUCCUUGGAGUAGGGCUAGCAGUUCAUGAGAAAUUUGUUCAUCCAGAAAUGCGUCCUCUACAUAAGAAGCUAAUUGAUCAGUUCCAGAUGAUGCGGGCUAGUCUCUAUCAUGAGUUUCCUGGUUUGGAUAAACUGAGUCCAGCAUGUUCUGGCACGAACACAACCCGAGGAACCGUUCUGGUGUCCCAUAGCCCAAUGAGCCCAGAGACCAUCAAGAUGGUGCAUCGUCACAGCCCAAUGAACUUGAUGGGAUCCGGCCGCCACUCGUCAUCGUCUCUCUCCUCUCACGCGUCCAGUGAAGCGGGGAACAUGGUGAUCCUGCCUGACGGCUCCAUGGGAGAAGUCCCCGAGGACAUGUACCAUCACAUGCAGCUUACUUAUCCCAGCACCAGAUACCAGGGCUCAAUCACCAACGUCUCUGUUCUGUCCUCAUCCCAGGCUAGCCCUUCCUCCUCCAGCCUGAGCUCUACCCACUCAGCCCCCUCUCAAAUGAUGAAUUCUGCCCCACCCAGUGCCCGAGGCUCUCCCUCUCUGCCAGAUAAGUACCGACACUCUCGGGAGCUGAUGAUGCUGCUGCCUGCGCACCGGGACCGCCCGAGCAGCGCCAUGUAUCCAGCCGGAGUCAUGGAGCACGGACAGCCUCCAAAUUUCCAGCGUGCUUUGUUCCAGCAAAUGAUCGGACCCUGUAAGCCCUGCAGCGACCCUAACCUAUCUGUGGCUGAAAAAGCUGUAGCCACAGCCCCCAGCAGCUGGAGCCUGGACAGUGGAACCCGAGAGGCCCUGCCAUUGCUGUCUGCCCAUGUGGGGAGCAUCUUGGCCCCACCAGUACCUCCUCGAAGCCUUUCCCAUGGACACUAUUCCCUACACUUUGAUGCCUUCCAUCAUCCCCUCGGCGAUGCUCCUCCAGCCCUUCCUGCUCGGACGCUACGCAAGUCUCCUCUCCACCCCAUCCCUGCGUCGCCCACAAGUCCCCAGUCUGGCCUGGACGGAAGCAACUCUACCCUGUCGGGCAGUGCCAGCAGCGGGGUGUCCUCCCUGAGCGAGAGUAACUUCGGGCAUUCUUCAGAGGUGCCGCCUCGCACCGACACCAUGGACUCGGUGCCGAGCCAGGCCUGGAACACGGACGAAGACUUAGAGACGCCCUACCUCCCCGUCCGCUACAGCCUCUCAGAGCCCGACGUCUUGGAGUCGGUCAAGUCUCAGCCGUGCCGGAGCCACUCUGCCCCGAGCGGAGUCAUCCCUCAGGACCCCAUGGACCCCCCUCCUGCUUUGCCCCCCAAACCCUACCAUUCCCGGCACCCGCCCCUGGAGCACGAGGAGGGGAUGAUGAUGAUGGAAGAAGACGACAGCAAGCACCGGCCCCUGCACCGGAAAGUCUCCCUGCCCCCAGCCAGUAUCAAGGAAGAGCAAGCCAGGGUGGCCUGGGAGCACGGCCUCGGCGAGCAGUAGACCGAGCGGAGUGGUGAGCAGAGGAACUUGCCAUUACUGGGGCCAGCGCAGGUCGCCCGGAGGGGAACUACAAAGGCGUGGGACUCAGAAGAGAGAAACGACUCGAUUCUCCCCAUUCUACUGCCGUGAACUCCUGUGUCGACUGUGUACAGAGAUGGUGCCAGCAUGCAAUGUUGCUGCUUUUAUUUUUAGUUUAUUUUCUACUCUUACCUUUUUUAUUGGAGCUUUCCUUGCCCUCUUCCUCUGUGCAGUGGAUGCUUUCUUCCCUCUGCAGCUACCACCCACCCAAACAGGUGUGGGUGUAACCUUUAGCCGUAGAGAGUGUCCCAGUCCCGGAAGGGGAGCAGAAGCAUCCCCUUCCAAGCACUGGCUCCUCCGGCUUUGGAAACACACACAAGCCGUUGCACUAGGGACCUUUCUCUUUGCUGUACAGAUGCAAAAGCUCAUGAUUACAUUCAGGGAUUGUGUAGACUGCACAUGGCAAACUUGGAGGUGGUCCGCGGACGGGAGACAAAGAACUGCUAUGAAGAAAAAUAAAAUCAGCUCUUCCAGGAACGUUUGCUCAUGUGGCUUCCUGGGCCUCCUUCGCUGGCCCAGGUGGGCUGAUCUGACUUCUACAUCUUAGCCAUACUGCCGCCUUCCACGGGGCUGCCGAAGGCCCCGGGGUUCCAGCUCACCUCCCUACUGCCUCCUCUAGUUUUCUCUCCAUAAGUAGGAUCUCCGAACAUUUGCUCCCUCCCUCCCCAUGCCCCAGGAGGCAGGGCCUCUCCCCAAUUUGGCUGCAGGGCCAGCAAGGAUUGGGUAGCCCCCAGGUCCCAAGCCCAUCCUCUGGAGCCUUCUUCCGGCUCGGUUCCGGGCAGUUGUCAACACCAUUGCUCAGAGUCUAGUUAUCCGAGAGUAGGGCUGUAGAACACCCCACGUGAGAAAGAUUUCCCAUACCACCUUCCCCAGAGCAGAGAGCCCGGCUCCUGCCCGCAGUCUUUGGGUAGGUUCUUUCCUGGGCACAGGAGGCUGUUCAUUCUGAUUGGGCUGACAUCCACCAGGUCCUUCCACUGCUGUAAGGCCUCCUAGUGUAAGAGAGGGGCCGUCCUAUCUCAGCAGCUCCGAAGCGAUCAGAAUGUAGCCCAUUCUCCAGAGUCAGGGAUUUUCAACACUACCUCUGUGUAAAAGAGACUGGCAGCCCCGCUGAAGCAGGCUGAAGGAAACUCAGGCUCAGCCAGCUACUUCCUGAGUAGGAAGGAUGAGGAGGUACAUUUUUUUUGUCUCCUUUAGAAACUUAUCCCCAUGCAAAUGAAAUCCCCUUCAUGUCUGGUGUCCCCAGGACUAGAGGGGGCAGAGAGGCAGGGUGAGGUGGUAUCCUGUUACUAAGGAGCCCAAGCCACAUAACGCCGUUGCCUUCUGCCACUGAUUUAUCAUGGUAUUCUAACACAGUGUUCAAGGGUUGCUGGGGGUAAACCCCAAGAACAGUUUUCAAUGGCUUCGCUGGCCUAAAAAAGGAUGUCAGAGCUCUCGAAAGCCCUAGUGGACAACAGUGUCUUUAUAGGAAACUCUAAUCAGGUCAGGAUACUGGUUUUCCUCUUGGUUUAAUAUGGGGGGAAAUGGGGUGGAUGGGAAUACUUUAUCAGGGUGCUUCUAAGUUACUUUUGAAAAAUAACGAUGUCUAUGAACAAAACUUUUUUUAGCGUUACUUUCAUUUCCUGGAGUUAACAUUAGUGUGAGUCAGUGUUUGGUCAUUACAAAGCCCCCUGUGUCCUGGUUCAAAUCUAUUUCCCACCCUGUUUUUCCUUCUCCUGACUUCUCCGGACUCUGACCGGGCAGUCUGCCAGCAUUUUUGGUGCCUGGUUUUUAAACCCUAAUCCCUUCCCCUUUUGAAGUAGAAAAGGCAAGUUGAUGUAAUGUGUCUUUUUGCAAAGGAGCACCCGAGUUCACAGUAAGAACGCCAUUCCCCUCUGACCUCCUCCCUCCCAUGGACAGGGCAAGGAACUUAUAAAAAUCUAUUUUCCCUGGGGACUGCUGUGGACAUGUCUACCUUAGUUCAGGAGAUUCCAGAAGAAUGCCCUUGGAUUAUCAUUCAUGAACAGGGCCGAGUGAGGCGCAAAAAAAGGAAGGUUCUUCUCAUUUAGUGACUGAAAAUGGAGAUCAGCCAGACUUCUCAGGGAAUUAAAGGGGGAGACAAAGGUGCUCUGACUGAGCCUUUGUUUCCUGGUUGACUGGGAUUCCUGAGAUAGUGUUCACCAUGGUUUGGGUGAUUCUUGGAUUGAAUAUUAGGUUUGAUCUUUGGGUGGAGGGAAUCAAACUGGUGUCAGAGGAGCUGCGAUUCCCUUCACAGAGCUGUCUGAAAGAAUGGUAAACCAGUCACCAAAGGUAGGAGUCUCUCUUGGUUCUUCUACCUGUUCCAUGUUUUUAUGGAAGGUAUAAUGGGUUCAGUUCAUCUAGCUCUGUGUAGGAUAAUCAUAUGGGUGAUUUAUUGUUUUCCUUCGUCUACAUUUCCUGGAUAAAACUGGGUAAAAAGGACCUAUCCCCAAACCACUUCCUAUCAGCAAACCAGCCAAGUUUGAGGGGGAGGGGAAACUGUGGAAAACAGAGGGGAGAAUUUUUUGAAAAGAUUAUAUGAUCUUUUGAUUUUCAUUUUGUCAGGCAUCUUUGUAUAUAUUUUCAUUUGAAUGCUAUGUAUUUGUACAGGAAUUUGAGCAAAAAAUGUAUAGAUUGUGAUGUCUCAUGGGUACUCUGCCCUGUAAAUGUGUUUUUAAUCUCUGGCAUUCUGUGCUUAUUUAAAAUGAGAAAUCCUCUAACCACUUCUUUUGUGUAGUCAUGUUUUAAAAAAAAAACUACAAAAAAAAAACAAACCUCUAUCUUAACUAUACAGGAAAGCAGAGUUAAAAGGAAAAAAAGGAAUUUGUACCCAUGUCCUCAAAGGUAUUUACUGUAUAUAUUGUGAUAGCAUGUUCUGGACCCAACAAAUAAGUGAUGUGAAUUUUAGAUGUAAAUAUCCCCCUGUUUGGUUUGUUUGGGGGUUUUUUUCCCCUUCCCUCCCCUCUUCACUCUACUGCUGUGAUGUGGAAUUAAAGAUGAUUACCUGAUACUGA